Messenger RNA from Benincasa hispida (wax gourd), 2905 nucleotides. Its product is annotated as zinc ion binding protein. Lineage: Eukaryota; Viridiplantae; Streptophyta; Magnoliopsida; Cucurbitales; Cucurbitaceae. Gene Ontology annotation, biological process: protein phosphorylation. The record is from RefSeq and is a predicted model, not a curated record. Gene Ontology annotation, molecular function: ATP binding; protein kinase activity; protein binding.
UUUUCCCGAUUUCACUUGAAGGGCCAUUUUGGGAAUUGGGCAAAUCGGUUAAAUUUCUUGAAAAUUCCGAAGCUAAUCUCCAACUUCAACGCGUACAACCCAUUUUCUUCCCUAGAGCAACGAUUUUUGCCUCAUUUCUUAGGUAAAUCUCAGCCACCAUUUGGCCGUCGAUUGAGAUCGAAGGUACAAAAAUGGAGUUCCCUGAGUGCCCAGUUUGCCUGCAAACGUACGACGGCGAGUCCACAGUUCCUCGUGUUCUCUCUUGUGGUCAUUCAGCUUGCGGAAGCUGCCUCGAGAAUCUCCCUCGGCGAUUCCCCGAAACCAUUCGAUGUCCCGCCUGCAACGUUCUCGUGAAAUUCCCCUCUGAAGGCGCUUCGGCUCUCCCUAAAAACAUCGAUCUCCUAAGACUUCGCCCCGGGCAGAACGCCGAUGAACAAAUUUCGAAGAAACCCGCCAAACGACCCAUCGAUCAAUCCCACGAGUUGUUUCCUCGGCUUUGGUCUGAUGAAUUCUACAGAGCUUGGAAGCACUGGGUUCUGCCACACGACGCCGUUUCGAUCGACCGGCGUGAUGGUGACGACGGAGUCGAGAGGUUGUUGCUGGGAAGAAUCGGUCCCGUUUCAGAUUCAGAUUCUUCGUUCCCGAUUAGGGUUGGAGAAGAUCGAACUGUAAGUCUUGUUCGAAUUGUUUCGUUGCCUUGUUCGAAUAGUGAUGGUUUGUUUAAGUUUAGUUAUACUUCUAUGGUUCUGAAAUGCUUGAGUGUGUUGAAGGAUGGGGAGAGGAAUGAACUGGGUUUGAUUUUGGGAGCUGGUAUUGUGAAUAGUGGAAGAGUUUGUAGAAUUUAUGGGUUGUGGGGUAAUUUGGAGGAUGGAUUUCUGUACUUGGUAUGCGAGAGACGAAAUGAGAACUUAGUGGAGAUGAUUAACAAUUGGAUGAAGAAACUUGAUAUCAGAAAUAAGGUUGGCUUGAACGGAGAUGACUUGCUUAGUUUUGCCAUGAUUGGCACUGAAUUAUGUGAAGCAAUCAUAGCUAUGCAUUCUCUGAGGAUAAGUACUGGCUUUCUGAGUCUUUCAUGUUUUAGUUUUGGUGAAUUUGGUAGUGUUUGUGUUGAUAUAAAUGGAGUUCUGACUAUGGGAAGAACUGUUCGGGAGACAGUGAUGGAAGCUGUUUCUUCCGGAUCAAAACUCCAUGCCAAAGAAAUGGAGAUUCUUAUUAGUAAUCUGAUAAAGAAAGAGGCUUUUGUACCCCCAGAGGUUUUACUCAAAUUAUUGCAUAACGAAGACAUUCUGCUUGAAUGUGGCACAACUCUAUGUUCGGUUGGGAACAAGUGUGAUAUUUGGUCUUUGGUUUUGGUUUUGCUGAGUUUUCUUCUUGGAAAGGACUGCUUUGAAGAGACAUUGGAAGGUCUUGAAGAAAGUCAUUCUGAUUGCUCUGCCUUUUAUGGGAUUUGGGUGGAGAAAGUUAGUUCUUGUUUAGAUAUGAAGUUCGGUUCGGGGUAUGCAUCAUUGAAACAGGCACUCUGCAGGUCUUUAGAUUUCGAUCCCAAAAACCGUCCCCGUGUUGUUGAACUGUCGAGAUGCUUUAGGGAACUGAUUGUUAGUUCUGAGUUGGAUGCUUUAGCCAGUAUGAAACUUGUAGUUGAUAAAUAUGGUGCUGAUCAUUGCUUGGUUCUGGGGGAUCUCAUUCGAAUUCCCAACAAAUUGAUAAAAACUCAGAGAGAUGAUAGCGUUACUGGCAAUUUUGUUGAUGGGCUAUCAGUUGGAAUGGUGAAGUCCAGAGACAUGAUGGGCCAUCGUGAUAGCGUUACUGGUUUAGUAGUUGGUGGGGAUUAUCUGUUUAGCUCGUCAUAUGACAAGACUGUCCAAGCAUGGUCUUUGCAAGACUUCUCUUAUGUACACACAUUUAUCGGUCAUGAGCAUCGCAUAACAGAUUUGGUAUAUAUUGAUGAAGAACAACCAUUAUGUAUAAGUGCUGAUAUUGGAGGUGGUAUAUAUGUCUGGAGCAUUUCUCGUCCUCUCAAGGAAGAUCCAUUAAAGAAAUGGUACGAGGAGAAGGAUUGGCGUUACGACGGUAUUCAUGCCUUGGCCUACUCAGGCAAUGGGUACCUUUAUACCGGUGGAGGCGAUAAAUCGGUUAAAGCAUGGUCAUUGAAGGAUGGCACCUUAUCAGGUUCUAUGCAUGGUCAUAAAUCAGUUGUUUCCGCUCUUGUAGCAAGUAAUGGCGUUCUUUACAGUGGAAGUUGGGAUGGAACCGUUCGGUUAUGGAGUCUUGCUGAUCGUAGUCAUUUGGCCGUGCUUGGGGAAGAAUCAUCUGGAAGUUUAGGUUCUGUCCUACGUCUUGCUGCUAACACGGACAUACUUGUUGCUACUCAUGAAAAUGGAUCCAUAAAGGUUUGGAGGAACGAUGUAUUCAUGAAAACCAUGAAAUUGCAUGAUGGUGCCAUUUUUGCCACCAGCAUGUUGGGGAAGCAACUCGUCACGGGGGGUCGAGAUAAAGUUGUAAAUGUACAGGAGUUAUUUGGCAAUGAGCUCGAGAUUGACUGUAGACAUCUUGGAUCUAUCCCUUCAAAUUCUACAAUAACAGCAUUAUUGUGUUGGCAAGACAAACUUUAUGUUGGAUAUGCAGAUCGGUAUAUUAAGGUGUAUUACCAUGGAAAAUGAUACCUAUUUCAAUGGGUCUGCUGAGCAAAUUUCCAUUGGAGAAAAUAAUAUAUUCUAAUGUAUAUAGAAUAGCACUUCAAAGUGAGCUUUCAUAAGUUUCAUGUUGGAAUUACUUUUAAUUUCUAAAAAUAUAUUCCUCCAGCCCAUUAAAUUCUGGUUCAAUUUUACUUGAGGUUAAAUACCAAUCUUGGUCCAUGUAAGUAUUUUGAAACUUGUUCAAUUUUAAUCAUUGUAUUUUAAAUAAA